AUGUCUUCAGAUAACCAGUGGUCAGCAGAUGAAGAUGAAGGCCAGUUAUCCCGACUGAUCAGAAAAUCUAGAGACUCCCCAUUUGUCCCUGUAGGGAUAGCAGGCUUUGUGACUGUGGUGUCCUAUGGUCUUUACAAGUUGAAAUACAGAAGAGAUCAGAAAAUGUCCAUUCAUCUUAUUCACAUGAGAGUUGCUGCCCAAGGAUUUGUUGUAGGAGCUGUGACUCUAGGUGUUCUCUACUCUAUGUACAAGGAUUACAUUAGACCUCGAUUCUUCAAUAGGUACAAAAAAUGA
Budorcas taxicolor (takin) is the source of this 294-nucleotide messenger RNA. RefSeq names its product HIG1 hypoxia inducible domain family member 1C (gene HIGD1C). The transcript has 3 exons. Lineage: Eukaryota; Metazoa; Chordata; Mammalia; Artiodactyla; Bovidae. Gene Ontology annotation, biological process: mitochondrial respirasome assembly. Bases 1 to 294 code for a protein of 97 amino acids. The record is from RefSeq and is a predicted model, not a curated record. Gene Ontology annotation, cellular component: mitochondrion.